Manihot esculenta (cassava) is the source of this 1703-nucleotide messenger RNA. RefSeq names its product wee1-like protein kinase. The record is from RefSeq and is a predicted model, not a curated record. Gene Ontology annotation, biological process: protein phosphorylation. NCBI's taxonomy places the organism in Eukaryota, Viridiplantae, Streptophyta, Magnoliopsida, Malpighiales, Euphorbiaceae. The transcript is spliced from 10 exons. Gene Ontology annotation, molecular function: protein kinase activity; ATP binding. The coding region runs from base 1 to 1500 and encodes 499 amino acids.
AUGAAGAGGAAAGUCCUGAAGGGAAGCAAUGGGAAGAGGAGGAAGAGCAGUAAAAUGAAGGGCACUUUAGCAAAGCACUUGCAGGUUCAGCUAGGAGAAGUCUCCGUGCUUCCGUUCCAGUUCCAGCAAUCGUCUUCUUCCACCACAGCGGUGUCUAAUUCCUCUUCUCUCCUUCAGAACCUUCUAGACUCCGAAGCGUCCGAUCCACAGCUCCAUUACUUGAAGGAAAACCCCAGUAUUGGCAACAUCGAUAUCGAUGAGAAAGAUUUCAUUCUAAGUCAGGAUCUCUUCUGCACUCCAGAUUAUAUAACACCAGUGGAUCAAAUUUUGCUUAACAGCUUCGAUUGCAAUAAGGAAAACGUAUUAUGCCCCGAAUCACCAGAGAAGCUAAACACUAUUAAAACCAAGAAACUUCGACAAGAUGUUAUCUCAGUCAAUACUCUUACCCCUGCCUUGUCUGAGAAUAUAGAAAAUUUGGAGAUAGCUAGAGAUGCGUUUUGUUCGGAUGAACUGAAAAUUGAGAAAACAACAGUACCUGGAACUCAGAAAAAUUAUGUAUCACAAUCUGCUGUUGCCUUGCGCUGUCGGGUUAUGCCCCUUCCUUGCAUUAAGAACCCAUUUCUAAUGCAUGCUUCAGAUGUGGAUAUAGAUCCAUUUGGCAAUAAACGAUCAAAAUGUGCAGGUUUUUUCUCUGCAAUUGUUCGUGGAGGUGGCCUUUCACGCUAUCACUCUGAUUUUCAUGAGAUGCAGCAAAUUGACAGUGGAAGCUUCAGCUGUGCGUUCAAAGUUUUGAAGAGAAUUGAUGGUUGCAUGUAUGCUGUGAAACACAGCACAAGGCAGUUACAUCAGGAUUCAGAGAGGAGGAAAGCUUUGAUGGAAGUUCAAGCUUUGGCAGCUUUAGGACAUCAUGAAAACAUUGUUGAAUAUUAUUCGUCGUGGUUUGAAAAUGAGCAAAUAUACAUUCAGAUGGAACUCUGUGAUUGCAGCCUAUCCAUUCACAAAUCUUCCAAAUCAUUCACAGAGGACGAAGUGUUAGAAGUCUUGCAUCAGAUUGCUAAGGCAUUGCAGUUUAUACAUGAAAAAGGAAUUGCUCACUUAGAUGUAAAACCUGAUAAUAUUUAUGUCAAGAAUGGUGUUUAUAAACUUGGUGACUUUGGAUGUGCAACGCUCCUAAAUCAGAGCUUGCCAAUUGAAGAGGGUGAUGCACGUUAUAUGCCUCAAGGAAUCCUGAAUGUGAAUUACAAUCAUCUCGACAAAGUUGAUAUCUUUUCCUUAGGAGCUGCUAUUUAUGAGCUUAUUAGAGGAUCACCUUUGCGCCAAUCAGGAUCUCAAUUUCUUAACCUUAGGGAGGGAAAACUGCCACUUCUUCCUGGCCAUUCAUUGCAAUUUCAGAACUUACUCAAGGUCAUGCUAGAUCCAGACCCAGUUCAGAGGCCUUCUGCCAAAGAAAUAAUAGAAAACCCAAUAUUUGACAAGCUUCCGAGAAAUCUCAGAAUUUAAUGGAUUCUUAGCUGGAUUCUUGGGACAGUAAGUUUUGCAUAUUUAAGGAUAAGCUGUUGUAUCUAAGAGAGAACUGCCAAGAUACUGCAUGGAUAAUUUUGUUACAACAGUUCCUUCAGUAAAUGCAUCAAUUUUUCUAAGUAAAUCUGCAUUCUGGACUGGAGGUAUGAAAUUUAAUGAAAUUCCCUCUUUUUUUCUAGUAA